UUUUAAUUUUCUACUAUAUGGUUCUAAAAUCACAUUUCGUUUUGUUAUUUUUAUUUUAAAUAAAUAAUGAGUAUUUUAUUUUCACAUUAUUGAAGUCAAUAGUUGUUUAAUUUAGAUGCCAAUUGAAGAAUCCUACUUUUCUUCAGAAUCUGACCCGGAUUCCGAGGAGGAAAGUGUUGAUUCUGAAGAAAAUAACACCGGGAUAUUAUUCUUUAAAAGAUCUCCAAACGACGAGUCGAGGUUGGCUAGAAAUAGCAUAAUUUACAAGAGGAAUUCCUUAGAGAAGGGCCUGACUAAGGAUAAAAGGGUUACUGUACAGCAGGUUUUAGAUAAGAGAACAUACAUUAGAUUAAAAAGACUCCAUGGACGUGGGAUUUUUGAUUAUAUCUAUGGAGUUAUAAGCACAGGCAAGGAGGCGAAUGUUUACGAAUCUGAAGGCACUCUUUUAUCAACUAAACAUAGAAUUGCAAUUAAGGUUUACAAAACCUCAAUACUGAUUUUCAAGGAUAGAUCACGGUACAUUGAGGGUGAAUUUAGGUUUCGGAGAUCCUACGUUGGCACUAAGAACCCACGUAAAAUGGUCAGUCAGUGGGCUGAAAAGGAGUUUAGAAAUCUUCGUAGAAUAUCCUUAUCAGGGAUUUAUUGUCCAUGUCCUAUAGCACUUAAGGACCACAUUCUUGUGAUGGAGCUUAUCCAUGACUCAAAUGGUACUGUUGGACCAAAAUUAAAGGAUUUGGGUGAACUUCCGGUAUCAGAAUGGCUUCUUAUCUACUCCCAGGUUAUUUCAAUCAUGAGAAUAUUGUACCAAGAGUCCAAACUCAUCCACGCAGAUUUUUCCUCGUAUAACCUUCUCUAUUCAGACUCUAAGGUGGUUGUGAUAGAUGUUUCCCAGGCUGUUGAAAACGAUCAUCCAAACGCUGUUUACUUUCUUAAGAGAGAUUGUGAAAACAUAACAACUUUCUUUACCACAGUUUCAUUUGAUACUCCAAAUGAAGAAGACUCAGAUUCCUCAUUUGAUUGUGACCAUUCUAAUACCGUGCUAAAUAACUCUUUCAAUAUACUAACUUCUUUUCAGCUGUUUAAUUUCAUAACCAUGGACCUUGAUCUUGGUAAUAUUGAUUUAAGACUGGACUUGGUUGACGACGAUGUGGAUGAAUACGUUGGCAAGAUGGUUUACACUUCAAAAAAUGCCAAGAUUGACCACUUAAGGGAGGUGAUAAUGAAGAAAAGAGCUUUUUACAACGCAUUUUACAGGCAUGUAUAUAACUUGUUAGUGGUGAAGGAUCCUGUAAUAUUUAUUAAAGAACCAUACGAAAGUGUAAAUUUUAUUUCUCACCAGGCUUCGUGGAAUUCACUUAAUCAUCUAAACCUUUCAUCAUUAACUGUGGAUGUUUUGGAUAAGUUGGAGAGGGAAAACAAUUUACCAGAGGUUAACAACAGAGUUAAGCUUACCAAUGAUGAGGAUUAUUUGUUUGAUGGUGGUAUUGACCCAAAUGAUAACACACCUGAACAGCCUGAUGUGACAUCUGAGAAUGAUAAUGUUAAAUUUAACGGGAAAAUUCCUGAAGGCAUUGAUCCAAAGGACUGGAAAAGGAUGGUAAAACAGAUGAAUAGGGAACGUAGAGAACAUAAGAUACCAAAACACAUUAAAAAAUCCUUUAAAAACAAACAUAACUAAUUUAAUAAA
This is a messenger RNA of Theileria parva strain Muguga, 1687 nucleotides long. RefSeq names its product RIO1 family protein (gene RIOK1). The transcript has a single exon. Gene Ontology annotation, biological process: protein phosphorylation. Lineage: Eukaryota; Apicomplexa; Aconoidasida; Piroplasmida; Theileriidae. Bases 116 to 1678 code for a protein of 520 amino acids. The record is from RefSeq and is a predicted model, not a curated record. Gene Ontology annotation, molecular function: ATP binding; protein serine/threonine kinase activity.